AUGCUCCUUCUGUAUCUAUCCUACGCUUAUCUAUUCAUCUCCUCAGCCGUCACGGUUGCUAAUGCCGCCGCCGGAAAAAGCAUUUUCCUCUUGGCCGGCCAGAGCAACAUGGCCGGGAGAGGCGGUGUCGUGAAUGACACCUGGGACAACUACGUCCCACCGGAAUCUUCGCCGGACCUCGCCAUCCUCCGUCUCAGUGCCGACCUCAACUGGCAGCUGGCGACGGAGCCUCUUCACCGAGAUAUCGAUACUAAUAAAGUGUGUGGUGUUGGGCCUGGGAUGGCGUUUGCGAGUUCGUUGUUGCGAAAGGACUCGAGUGUUGGGGUGGUGGGGUUGGUCCCUUGUGCAGUUGGAGGGACUAAUAUUAGCGAGUGGGGUCGUGGCGGGGAUCUUUACAAGCAGUUGAUACGGCGGGCGGAGGCGGCGUUGGAGGUUGGUGGCACCGUCCGUGGGUUGCUGUGGUUUCAAGGAGAGAGCGAUACGGUUAGCCGAGAAGACGCCGAGUUGUACAAGACCAGGCUGCAAAAUUUCAUCCUUCAUGUGCGUGCCGAUCUCCUUUUGCCCGUUCUUCCCGUAAUUCAGGUGGCACUUGCAUCUGGAGAAGGACCAUACAUAGAGAUGGUAAGAGAAGCCCAACUGGGGAUGGACAUGGUCAACCUACGGACCAUCGAUGCCAAGGGUCUGAACCUGGAACCAGAUGGGUUGCACCUCACCACACCAUCUCAAGUAUCUCUUGGCAACAUGUUAGCCAAUGCCUUCAUCCAGACCAGACCUUCUGCCAUCAUCACACCUAACACUGCUUCAACAAUCAUGUCCCAGAACUUCCUUACACAUUUUUUGUCUCUGCUACUUUUGGUAAUUAAUGCUUCUUUUUUGUAA
This is a messenger RNA of Cynara cardunculus var. scolymus (artichoke), 879 nucleotides long. Its product is annotated as probable carbohydrate esterase At4g34215. The transcript is spliced from 2 exons. Bases 1 to 879 code for a protein of 292 amino acids. The record is from RefSeq and is a predicted model, not a curated record. NCBI's taxonomy places the organism in Eukaryota, Viridiplantae, Streptophyta, Magnoliopsida, Asterales, Asteraceae.